This is a messenger RNA of Meyerozyma guilliermondii ATCC 6260, 1137 nucleotides long. Its product is annotated as TFIIH/NER complex subunit. The record is from RefSeq and is a predicted model, not a curated record. Gene Ontology annotation, cellular component: transcription factor TFIIH core complex; transcription factor TFIIH holo complex. Lineage: Eukaryota; Fungi; Ascomycota; Pichiomycetes; Serinales; Debaryomycetaceae. Gene Ontology annotation, biological process: nucleotide-excision repair; regulation of DNA-templated transcription. Bases 1 to 1137 code for a protein of 378 amino acids. The transcript has a single exon.
AUGAAGAAUCCUGCAUUUGGCAGCGCGAUGCCUCUCCAAAUGCGAAAUGGCAACGAAUCUCACUUUAUGGAUGCAAUUGCAGAUCGGGUAGUGACCGACUUUGGGCACCCCGAAACAUUUACGGAUGACCCAUCGCUUCUCACAGUGAUCUUGGACUUGAAUCCGCUAGGAUGGUACAACAUCAGAAACAGAACCACAGUAAAAGAGGUAACCAAGUCGUUGAUCGUAUUCAUGAAUGCCCAUUUAUCGUUGAACAAUUCCAAUAGAGUGGCCUUUCUCACAGCAUCUCCUUCUGGGGCCCGCUUCUUGUACCCUAAUACAAUGUCAGAUCAAAAGGAUACCGCAAAUACAUUGGUAAAUCGGGGUAUGUAUCGGCAGUUUCGAAUUGUCGACGAAACCGUUUUACUGGAACUUAAUAACGAGUUCCAAGCAGUAGCCCAAUCUGAACUCACAGAUUACAAGUCCACCGUAUCGGGAGCAUUGAGCUUGGCUCUCACGUAUACCCAUCGAAUGCUCACCUUGGAUGAGUCCAUUUCCACCACCACUGCAUCUGCCAUCAGCACCUCCACCAAUGUUGCCUCUAACUCGUCUGCUGCCGGAGCAGGCUCCACCGGUGCCAGCAACCUCAUAUCUAUGAAGUCACGGAUUCUUGUGGUUUCGCCCGAUGAUAAUGACGAUAUUCGGUACAUUCCAAUAAUGAACUCUAUUUUUGCAGCGCAGAAAAUGAAGGUUUCCAUCGAUGUGGUGAAACUCGGCUCCAAGGACGUAUCGUACCUCCAGCAAGCAGCAGACGCUACCAAUGGCGUUUAUUUACACGUACAAAACCCCGAAGGUUUAAUUCAGGUACUCUCUACGGCAUAUUUCAUCGAGCCUUCACUCCGGCCAUUGGUGGUGCUUCCCACCAAUUCCAACGUCAACUACCGAGCGUCUUGCUUCGUUACCGGCAAAUCCAUAGACCUUGGUUUUGUCUGCUCCGUGUGUCUUUGCAUCAUGAGCAUCAUACCCGACCUGGGAAAGUGCCCCACUUGCCAGUCGGAAUUCGACCCCAAUAUACUAUCGCAGCUUCGACGGUCUCCGGCGGUUCUCCCCAGGAAAAAAAGAAAAGUUGACCCGCCCAAUGGAACCCCAGCAGCCUAG